Aspergillus affinis is the source of this 4677-nucleotide messenger RNA. RefSeq lists its product as uncharacterized. The record is from RefSeq and is a predicted model, not a curated record. Bases 1 to 4677 code for a protein of 1558 amino acids. The transcript has 3 exons. Gene Ontology annotation, biological process: transmembrane transport. Gene Ontology annotation, molecular function: ATP binding; ATP hydrolysis activity; ABC-type transporter activity. Lineage: Eukaryota; Fungi; Ascomycota; Eurotiomycetes; Eurotiales; Aspergillaceae. Gene Ontology annotation, cellular component: membrane.
AUGUGGGGUAGACAUGUCGGAGCACAGUUAGAAGCCAUCAAGGAGCGAUAUCCUCCUCCUCCAGGCUCCAUGCAUGAGCUCGUCGUUCAAGGGCUAAACGGCGACAGAAACAUAGCACUUGAUGCAUCAGAAGAGUUAGCCAGGACUACCACACCCAGCGAUUAUAGACCAAGCGACAACCAGUUUUUGUUGAUUUCCGGAAGUACAGGACUGGUUCUAGUGCUGCUUCUAAGCCAGUAUGCUGGAUACAAAUUGCGCAGGUGGGUUGCGCGGUGGAAAGUCGGUGAUGAACCACUCGCCCAUGUCUAUAUGGAUCGCGAUGGAGAAGGUGGGGAGUUGAGUAAAACUGCCGCAAAGCGCGUUCUUCGUCUGGCAAUGUUCGCUGCUGUCUUCGUCGCCACGGGUCUAUCAGCAGUGCAAAGUGGCCUGGCAAUCGGCCAUUUGCCGACUUUCGCGAUCAUCGGAUGCUGGAGUGAAGUCGCAAUUUGGGUCCUCUUGCUUCUGCAAUUCUCGGCCCUCGCACUGUGCCCUUCGGCGACGGCGUGCUUUUCCUUGUCGUGGAGGGCGGGAUUGAGUAUGGUGAUCAAACUGCUGGUUUACAUGGCGCGGAUGUACGCUACCAUUUCUUUCAUUGGUUCGAACUCUAUAUUCAUUGCAUUGGCUGGAACCGAAGGAAUUAUUAAAGUGGCAGUGCUUAUAUCCUGCCUUUCGAUACCCCGCCGUCCAGAUGUCUUUCACAACGGGAUCCUCGUGGAUCGACAAUUCACCACAAGCCUUCUCGGCUGGAUUAGCUUUUCCUGGGUGGAGAACGUGCUCCAGAAAACAGAGCGAUCGAGACUAGAGGUCGAUGAUCUGCCUGAGUUGGACCACCGCAGCCGAGGAGAAACCGUAUACAAUAUUUGGGAAAGAAAUCUUCGGCCUCGCAAGGAUGGCAGCAGCAGAGGAUUAUGGCGGACAAUGAUAUCCUCCAAUUUGGUUGUGAUCGCCACCCAAAUCACCCUGACAGUAAUACUCUCGUUUCUUUCGUUUGCGCCGCAGUUUGCACUGUGGCGGAUCCUCAUCUUACUGGAGAUGCCCAAGAGUGCUGCAGUCGAGCCGUUGUGGGUGCCCGUCGUCGGGCUUGGGCUGUCUGUCCUGAUAUCAGCAACAUUCGAGACAUGCAAAUACUGGAUCUCCUACAAUCUCCUCGCAAGCAGAGGGCAGCAGCAGUUGUCACUAUCGAUUUUCGACAAGGCCGUUCGCCUUCCGUGUGUCGCGCCACCAGACAACAGCGAGGGCACACCCAAUACCCAUAAUCCGGUGAACCUACUGGCAGUGGAUGUCAAAAAUGUGGCCGACUUUCUCUGCUUCUCUUUCCUAAUUUAUGAGUCCCCACUCAAGAUCACCAUCGCGCUGGUGUUUCUGAUUCUGCUGCUCAGCUGGCGCAGCGUUCUAGCCGGAAUCGUCAUGCUGAGUCUACUCAUGAUUGGGAACACUAUUGCAGGUAGACGCUAUUCGCGCCGCCAGAGAAUUUUGAUGCAGCACCGCGACAAUCGACUGCGAGUUAUACAGGAAAUGCUCCAGGGCAUCAAGGAAAUUAAGUUCGCGGCUCAAGAAGGCCGCUGGGCCAAGAAGGUCAAUGAGCUGCGUGAUACCGAGAUGCGAGCUCAAUGGGCUAUCUGCUUUUGGCAAAUUCUGUUCGCCUCGUUGGCCCUGAUAAACCCCAUAGUGCUGUCCGCCACAUGCCUUUCUGUUUUCGUACUGCUCUCCGGCCAUCUGUCUGCGGCUACAGCCUUCACUUCUGUUUCGGUGUUGGCUGCAAUCGAGGUAUCCACGUCGACGCUCCCAGACCUGCUGUCGUUCCUUCUCAAUGCCCAGGUCAGCAUGCGGAGGAUUCAGUCCUAUUUAUCCCAGCCUGAGCUUAAUGUCACCAUUCGUCUGUCGAGAGAAAUUAUUUUCGACAACGUUACAACCGCCUGGCCCGGCUGUCGCAGCGGCCCUGGUACUCUCCAGGGACUCAACUUGCAAUUCCCCUCCGAGGCUUUGAGUAUAGUGACUGGCCUAACAGGGUCCGGAAAAAGCCUUCUCCUGGCAGCAAUCCUCGGUGAGACCGACAUACUUCAGGGCCAGAUCUCUGCGCCAGUUGCAGAUCCAUUCGAGCCCAUUACUCAAUGCCCCAAUGCGACGGACUGGUUGACCGAAUCAGCCGUGGCUUUUGUCUCCCAGUCGCCAUGGCUCCAGAACACCAGUGUGCGCGACAAUAUUCUGCUAGGUCUUCCGAUGAACCACGAGCGGUACGCGCAGGUGGUAUUCGCUUGUGCCCUGCACCAUGACUUCGCCAGCUUUCCGGAGAACGAUCAUACGAAGAUCACCGGCAAAGGGGCCAAUCUGAGCGGCGGACAGCGAUGGAGAGUGUGUCUUGCACGCGCAAUCUACUCACGCGCAAAGACACUGCUCCUGGAUGACAUUUUCAGCGCUUUGGAUGUCCACACUCGUGAACAUGUCUACCAGCACGUCAUCUGCAGCGAGCUGUUACAGGGUCGCACUUGCAUCCUAGUAACACAUCACGUCGAGCUGUGCCGUCCGCACGCCGAGUAUGUGGUUCAUCUAGACCAAGGAACCGUCAUGACAGCGACGACGAACGCGCGUGUCCCGUUGGACGUCUUCCCGGGGGAUUCUGUAAACCCUAAUUUUGGCCAGGUUAGCGCAAGGACCUUCCAGAACGGGGAGCUCAAUCACGUACCUACAGAUAUGGAAACCUCGAGAACACCAGGUUUGGCCAGAAAACCUGGCACGAAGACACCCAAGGCAUCGCAGCAGUCGUCUGCUGUUGCGUCAGUAUUCUUCAAAGAAGGGGCCAACGUAAUCCAAUGGCUGGUCUUGGGAGUGGCUUUCUUAGCCUAUGGAGGUCUCAUGCUCUCUCGUUCCUGGUGGAUCCACACUUGGACCGAUAGUUACAAUGACCAGCAGGAACCUAGUCUUACGAAAUUCACUCGCACAGAUCCAGUCGGAUAUUACCUCGUUGGGUAUCUGAUUCUUUCCGCGAUGGCAUGUCUGAUGGGCGCAUGUCGGACUUAUUUUGCCUUGUCAGCCGCCCUGAGAGCUUCGCAACGGCUCUUCCACAAGAUGUUAUCGGCCGUGCUGCUGGCACCAUUGCAAUGGCACGACAUGGUCUCGUUGGGAGACAUCCUAGGCCGGUUUUCAGUGGACAUCAACGUCCUGGACGUGCGCAUCGGGGACGACCUCAGGGCAACGCUCGAGUACACGAUGGACGUAACAAUGGCCAUUGUCGCUGGCGCCAUCGUCAACCCAUACCUCCUCGUAAUCUCCAGUGUGCUGCUGGUGAUUUUUUUCUGGUGCGCACGUCGGUUUAUCACCGCAUCUCGGCAGCUGAAAAGCCUCGAGAACAUGGCCAAGGCUCCCCCAUUGGAGCAUACAGACACUAUCCUCAGUGGCCUCUCGACGGUCCGAGCAUUUGGACAAGCUGAUGUCGCCACCCGGCAUUUCCGCGAGAAGAUUGCUCGCCAUGCCAGGGCGUUCUGGCACCUUUGGCUUUUGAAUCGCUGGUUAAGCUUUCGGAUCAAUCUCGUUGGGGCUGCCUUCGCUGCCUUAUCUGCAGCCAUGGUGGUCUACGCUCCGGGAAUUAGCCCAUCCAUGGCAGGCUUUGCCAUCACGUUCACGAUCGAGGUCUCCCUGACAAUGGCGCUUAGCAUUCGUCGCUACGUGAACUUGGAGCAGGGACUCAAUAGCAUGGCGCGUAUUCAUGCAUACUGCGUCGUCCCCGGGGAAGAGAUCACGGCCGCGGAAGAUCAACCGACGAUAUCCGAUUCGUGGCCGCAGCAGGGGACCUUAGAGGUCUCGAACCUUGCUGUCACUCAUGGUCCACAUCUGCCGCCUGUUCUACACAGUGUCAGUUUUACAGCAUUGCCAGGGAAGAAGGUGGGUGUCGUUGGUCGCACAGGCGCUGGAAAGUCCUCCCUGGUCCUCGCGCUCUUUCGCUUCCUUGAAGCAACACAUGGGUCCAUCUUGGUCGACGGCGUUGCCAUUUCCAAGGUACCACUAUUUCAGCUACGCAGUCGGCUCGGCAUUAUUUCACAGCAUCCUGUUCUGUUUAGCGGUACCGUACGUACCAACCUCGAUCCGUUCCAUCAGUUCGAGGAUCAUGUUCUCCUAGCUGCUCUUCAAGUAGUUGGUUGGCAAAAGACAAACCCCGACAAUUCUGAACCACCAGAAAUCCUGUCGCCUGGAUCCGAUCAUUCACUCUCCACGCCAGCAACCAACGGCUCUCAACCUCGAUCCGAGCCCAGUGUCCUCGACCAAUCCGUCAUUGACUGCGGCGAGAACCUUUCCCACGGCCAACGCCAGAUUCUAUGUCUCGCGCGAGCCAUCGUCCGCCAACCCAAGAUCCUAAUUCUAGAUGAAGCGACGGCAUCGGUGGAUCAAGAGACCGACAAUCUCAUCCAGCGGAGUCUUCGGUCGGCGUUGAUUCAGCGCAAAACAACGUUGCUGGUGAUCGCACAUCGACUGAAAACGAUCGCCGAUGUCGACCAAAUGCUUGUACUCGAUAACGGGUGCAUUGUUGAGUCCGGCAGUCCUCGGGAUUUACUGCUGCAAGGGAAUGGUUUCUUUCGGGGAAUGGUGCAGCAGGAUCCGGAUAGGGAGAUAUUGAGGAAGCUGAUUUUGGGUGAAGAGCCAUAG